Molecule: messenger RNA, 715 nt
Organism: Rhododendron vialii
Lineage: Eukaryota; Viridiplantae; Streptophyta; Magnoliopsida; Ericales; Ericaceae
Product: psoralen synthase-like
Exons: 2
Coding region: 178-552 (124 amino acids)
Molecular function (GO): heme binding; oxidoreductase activity, acting on paired donors, with incorporation or reduction of molecular oxygen; iron ion binding
Source: RefSeq, a predicted model, not a curated record
CAAGUUAGGAAAAAACUCGAAACUGAAGUUCGACUUAUAGCUCAACCCAACCAACCUAUAACCGAGGACGAUCUAGACCAAAUGCCCUACCUAAAAGCCCCGUGCAAAGAGACCCUACGCCUCCACCCUCCAAUUCCCAUUCUCACGCCCCGGGAAUCAACUAAAGACAUCUAAGUAAUGGGCUACAACAUUGCAGCCGGGACACGGGUGGUAACCAACGCCUGGACUAUUGGGCGGGACCCGUCGUCAUGGAACGAGCCCGAGGAGUUUAUGCCAGAGAGGUUUUUGAACAGCUUGGUAGAUUUCAGAGGACACGAUUUCGAGUUGAUUUCACUCGGAGCGGGGGAGAGGGGAUGCCCGGGCAUUCAAUUUUCCGCGGUGGUUAAUGAGCUGGCAUUGGCAAAUCUUGUGCAUAAGUUUGAUUUUGCAGUGCCUGAUGGGGUGGAGUUCCAUAUGAGUGAAGCUGCUGGUUUUUCUGUUCGUAAAAUGCAUCCUCUACUUGUUAUUGCGACUCCCCUUGUUAAUUUCUCUAGGUUAAAAGGACCUCAGUAAUGGUGCAGACUGUGCAGUAUGAAUCAUAUACAACCUGUUUUUCAUAACAGCGACAUCUACCGCAUGGUUUCACCGCUCUCUGUCACCGCUAUCUCAAUCUCGCUGUCCGUCUCAGCAAUCAAUGGUUUAAAAAAACUCGGUGAGAUAUGCACGCACUAUCCCC